This is a messenger RNA of Fimicolochytrium jonesii, 1457 nucleotides long. RefSeq lists its product as uncharacterized. The record is from RefSeq and is a predicted model, not a curated record. The coding region runs from base 85 to 1140 and encodes 351 amino acids. The transcript is spliced from 2 exons. Gene Ontology annotation, molecular function: protein binding. Lineage: Eukaryota; Fungi; Chytridiomycota; Chytridiomycetes; Spizellomycetales; Powellomycetaceae.
CUUCUCGCAGCAUUCGAGUUUGAAAUCCGUCUCCAAGAAACGACGACGACAGCCGCAACCCCCACAGCAACAGAGCCCCCCCAGAUGACCACUCUCUCCACCCCGCUCGACCAACUCCCCAUUGAUUGUAUUCUGCUCAUUAUCGACUGGCUCACCCUCCCCGCCAUCUCAAACCUCUCCCUGACCGCCAAAACAUUCCACACCCUCACCCGCACGAACGCCGGCCGCAUCUACGCCUCACUGGUCAGCCACUCCCUCCCGCGCCCACUCAAACUCUGCUACGAUUCCGCCAAGGGCGAGCUGCCGUUCAGGCGGGACGAUAUCCUCGUCGAGAGCCGGUUGUUCGCCAAAGCGCGGGCUGCGACCGCAACGGGGAAGAAUGGCAAGCUGAACAAGUCGUGGGCGGAUGGACGCGGCGGGGAGGGCGAGUGGAUGGGCGAAGGCGGGUGGAAUGCGGCGCUGUAUCAUUUCUUGAGACGGAGGGAGCGGUUGGUCGUUACGGGGGAGAAGAGUGCGGUUGUGGAGAGGUUGGCGGGUGAUCCGAGGGCUGCGAGGCAUCUGCUGGAGAAUGGGGUGAGGAUGGGCACGGUUGAUCCGGACGAUCCGGGCGUGAUGGCUGUGUGUGGCGGGCAUGUGCCGUUGAGUCGGAGUAGCAGUACGGGGAGCGGUAUCAGCGUUGAGGGUGUGGCGCCUGCUCAUGGACACUCUGCUACAUCGUCCACCAUCUCACCACCACCGGCAGCUUCGUCCGCCCCACCCCUCAACCCAAGCAAACCCCCAACCCACCUAACCCCAAUAUUACAAACCGAAUCGCUCCGCGCCAACCUCCUCCUCCACUCCGCCGUUGAAACUCUCAGGCUCUUUGGCUGCGCGGCCACAAAAGCCUCCAAAUCCUCCCCCGGUCACUCCUUCAUCGCCUGCAAAUACGUCCCCUGGAUCCUCGCCGAGCUGCACACCGCCGAGCUACGAGUCGUCAUGUGGGCUGUCCUCAACCUGGGAGGAUUGAGCUUUACGGAACCGAGUCGGAGGUGGAGACAUGAUGCGAUGGGGUUUGAGGUUGCCGAUUUUGAGAGGGUCUAUUUGCGGCCGUUUUUGAAGAAGGCGCUUGCUGAUAGGGGCGAUUUUUGGGAUGAAGUGUGACAUUUUGGGAGGAGAAUCCGGGAGGAUGAAACGGCUGUUGGGGCAGGUGUGGUGGGACGUGGGACAAAUCGACCGGUGGGGUCGUUGUUGCUUUUUGGCCUGUAUCUUUUUCCGUACUUUUUGUUCACUAGUGUCUGCUCUUGCCCGCAAUUUUCGACAUGUAUACCCAUAUAAUCCUAUCCAUUAGGGAACUGGUGAACAAUUAUGAACCAAAGGCGUUGGAUGGACCUGGGCACUGCUGAGAAGAGCCUUCCUUUUUUUUUCAAAUUUACCCCGAGGGUUCAGGGUCCUGAUGGGAUUUUGCACACAACGACGCG